This is a messenger RNA of Linum trigynum, 1851 nucleotides long. The record is from the annotation of a GenBank genome assembly. NCBI's taxonomy places the organism in Eukaryota, Viridiplantae, Streptophyta, Magnoliopsida, Malpighiales, Linaceae.
UGUAUUCAAUUUUGACAAAACAGAGUUCCGAGAUGACACUCAUGUCUAGAGCACUCGGGGGAGAUUUGAGACAGUCGAGGGUGCUAACACGUUCCCUAUGACCACAAGAACGUCUCCAUGAUGGUCAAGAAAGGUUGGAAGCAUCUCCAUGAUGGUCUCUUCCUCUUGUGUUUCUCCCCUUUCUAGCAUGGAGUAGUUUCCUUUUUCACUUGGGUGUUGUGAAACCCUAACUAUCUACCAUGUAGUUUUUGUUUUGUGAAUUGAAUGAUUGUUUAUGGGUGUUUUUUAAGUCAAUGAUUGAGGUAUUUUUCAUGUUGAUUGUGCAUGUUUGUGCUUAGCAACCUAAUUGGCCAUUUUAAACUAGAUUAGAGUGGGAAGACCCCCUUUCAAGGGAGGCUCAAUUGAGCUGGGAUUCCUAGGGUUUCUAAGCCACCUAACUAGGUUAAUGUAGGGCAAGCCUCCAUAUUGAAUUAAGCAAUUUGGUUAAGCGCGAUUAAGCUGACCAACCAGUGGGUUGAGAGAGGGAGUAAGUCAACCAUCGAUUGUCUUUACCGAGAGGGCCUCUUGAAGAGUCUUUAAUGUAUCCCUCGGUUUGUAAAUCGAGAGUGUGGUCUAUGACCAUAUUUGUGUCCCCUAUCGGUUCGAGGUCACCUUGCCCAUUGCAAUCACUUCGAUUCACAAAGAUCUUUAAAAACCAUUUACUUUUGCCUUGCUUUACUUUAAUUAGCAAACUUUUCAACCAAAAUUGAUUCUCUAGAUAAUAUUCAAAUGACUUAAGUAGGGGUACACAGACCGGCCCGAGUCGAUAUUUAAUUGUGAUAUUCGAGACGAGUCAAUUUUUGGCGCCGUUGGCGGGGAACAACGGUUUGUUAUCUUGCUAAAGUUGUUUGGUGUUAAUCUAGCUUUUAAUUUCUAGUUUUGAAAGUGUGCGUUCUUUGCUUGUGCUAGACUUGGUGUUGUUUUCUGAUUGUGUGUAGGGAGGUGCAUGACCCGGAGCAAUCCGACACCUUUGCUACCCCGUGAAGAGGACAUAAACCGAACUCUCCCACUCCUAGCAAGGGAUAGGGAGCUAGCGGAGGCAAGGAGAAGAAGUGAAGAAUGGAACCAAAGAGAGGAAGGUGAAGAAGAGGAAGGUGAACCUAUCGUUGGAGCAGAAAUAGCGGAGAACCAAAGAGAAGCGAAAGCCGGUCAAGCUCGUAAUCUAAACGAUGUGGUGGCAGAAAAGGAAGCCCCAACGACAAUGGGAUACUAUAUAGCCCCACGACCGGCGGACAUUCAAUCGCCAAUACUAAACCCUCCCAUUGCGGCCAACAAUUUCAACAUCAAGCUAGAUCUAGUAACCAUGAUAGAGAACAAUGCUUUGUUCCACGGUCAUGCGACCGAGUCAGCAAGAGAGCAUAUCCAAAGAUUCCUAGAGCUCGCGGGGAGCUUGAAGAUCAAUGGCAUGUCAGCUGAAGCUUUGCAGUUGAGGCUUUUCCCCUAUUCACUUACGGGGAAAGCACUCUGGUGGCUAAACAACCGCCCGCCUCGUUCAAUCACCUCAUGGGACGAUCUUCUGAACAAAUUCAUGUCCUGCUACUGCCCACCUUCGAAGACGGCCGAGUGGAGAAAGAUGAUCACCCAUUUCGAGCAAGAAAGGACGAGACCUUGAGGGAUGCUUGGGAGAGGUACUCCUAUUAUUUUCCUUAAUGCCCUCACCAUGGGUUCGAAGAACAAUUUCGGAUUAAAACUUUCUACGGUGGUCUAAUCCAAGAAGACAAGAUUCUCAUUGACUCGCUGUGUCAAGGGAAAUUUAUGAAUAUGAAUCCUCUCCAAGUGACCGAGCUACUUGAAGAAAUGUCCCUUAAGGGA